Molecule: messenger RNA, 1781 nt
Organism: Rhopalosiphum maidis (corn leaf aphid)
Lineage: Eukaryota; Metazoa; Arthropoda; Insecta; Hemiptera; Aphididae
Product: pre-mRNA-splicing regulator female-lethal(2)D-like
Exons: 5
Coding region: 275-1387 (370 amino acids)
Biological process (GO): regulation of alternative mRNA splicing, via spliceosome
Cellular component (GO): nucleus
Source: RefSeq, a predicted model, not a curated record
GAAGAAAAUCGAACAGAUUUUGGACAAGUGGACAUCGUUGAUGAUGACAAUAUGGUCCGGUUGCCGCGACAGCGUAUUGUCGAUAUGUAUAAAAACGCUAUGUCGCGCGUUCGCGUUUUAGAAGCAAAGGCGAACGAAGGUACUAUUUUCUCAUUGCGAUUUGCGAAAUGCAUACAAAAAAUUACAUUUUCACAUUUUUAUUUACAUACUUAAUACGAAAAAGUGAUAAACAAUUAAUUUACAUUUUACGGUUAUUUAUGUAUAAAAAAAAUUUAUGAUUUUGUUGUUAUUCGUCACUGACUGCAAAUUAAGCUUUUUCCUUCAGACAGUGGGUAUUUUACCUUUUAAAGCUACAAUAUGUAUUAGAUGUAACCUUUUGUGUGACAAGAGAGAGCGGACAGACCAAGAUUUUCGUAAAUUAGUUUUACGAGAAAAAUGUUUAUUAAGAAAAUUGACUAUUAAAGAACAAGAAAUACAAGAAUAUGCUGCACAAUUGACAGCCAUGCGAAAUUCUAUUCAAAGCAAUUCAAUAUCCUCACUAAAAUGUUCAUUACAAGAUCCAGCAGUAAAUCUUUUGAUUCAAAGAUUACGACAAGACCUUUGUGCAACAAAAAUUAGAUUGGAAGAAACUCAAAGCGAAUUGAAUGCCUGGAAAUUUACACCAGAUAGUAAUACUGGAAAAAGAUUGAUGGCAAAAUGUCGUUUACUGUACCAGGAAAAUGAAGAACUUGGUAAAGUAGUAAAUAGCGGCCGAGUAGCUAAGCUUGAAGGUGAAUUAGCAUUGCAAAAAAACUUGAGUGAAGAAGUUAAAAAAUCACAGUCAGAAUUGGAUGAAUUUUUACAAGACUUGGAUGAAGAUGUUGAAGGAAUGCAAAGUACAAUAUACUUCUUACAGAAUGAACUUCAGAAGUAUAAAACUUCUGUUCAAAGUACUGACAAUUCUGCAAACAAAGAAACUAAUCCAAAAUCUAUUGUUAACGGUAAUAAAAAAGAUGAUGUUAGUGCAACUGUGAUGUCUGUAAAAUCAAAAACUGAAAUACCAACUCAAUUGGUCAAAAACCUGCCAAAACCUGAUAAUAAGUCAAGUAAACACAAUAAACCAAAAGAAUCUAAGCAAUUAACUGAUGGUCAAAGUAUUAUUGCUAAAGUAAAAAAAAUACGACCAGUAAUAGCAGAAGGUACAGUCCAAAGUGAGCAAUCCCCUAAAGUACAUAAAAGUAAACACAAAUCAGAUGGAAGUAAAAAUGAAGAUAAACGAAAAAAGUCUGAAAAAAGGUCCCAUAGCAAAGGUGAAGUGGUACAUAAAAAGUCAAAAAGUGAGCUUCCCAAAAAUAUUGAAGUGAAGACUCCCGUAGAAGUAGCUAAUGGACUACCCAAUGGUUCAUAAAUAUUGUUAUUUUAAUGUUAUUUUUCUUUUAUCAAUAAUGGAAUGUUGAUAAAAAAUACCUAUUGAAUUAUUUUUCAACGUUAAUUUUUUAUGUUUAGGUUUGAAUAAAUAAUUUUAAAAAAAAUAUUGUUAUUGAAAUUUAAUAGAAUAAUUUUUAUACCUUAAUGCUUUGAUGUUACAUAUUGACAGGAACCAUUAACUAAUUGCGAGACUUACAAUGAUGUGACUAUUUUCUCAAUACAAUCUUAAUUAAAGUACAGAGUUGAUGUUUGGCUUAAAAUAAAUUAUGGUAUUACAAAAGGUCUAUAAAUAAGUUAAAUGAAUGGAACAAAUACUGUAUAAUACUUAAUAGCUCCCAAACAAUAUUUUCUAAUGUGUUAUUCUAGAACUACCA